This is a messenger RNA of Ilex paraguariensis (yerba mate), 629 nucleotides long. The record is from the annotation of a GenBank genome assembly. Lineage: Eukaryota; Viridiplantae; Streptophyta; Magnoliopsida; Aquifoliales; Aquifoliaceae.
AUGUCGAAGCGAGGGCGUGGAGGAUCGGCGGGCAACAAGUUCCGAAUGUCGCUGGGUCUGCCGGUGGCGGCGACGGUGAACUGUGCCGAUAACACGGGGGCGAAGAACCUCUACAUCAUAUCGGUGAAGGGGAUCAAGGGCCGAUUGAACCGUUUGCCCUCGGCUUGUGUUGGUGAUAUGGUGAUGGCCACAGUGAAGAAAGGCAAGCCGGAUCUGAGAAAGAAGGUCAUGCCCGCUGUCAUUGUCCGACAGCGUAAGCCCUGGCGCCGAAAGGAUGGUGUCUUCAUGUACUUUGAAGGUCAUUCUCGUUCUCAUGAUGGUUUAUAUCAUUGUGUCAUUGUUUUUGUUAUUAGUAUCAAAAUUCUGAGCUUAAUUGGGUAUUAAAUUUAUUUGGGUUGCUUUGAUUUUGAUGCUUAGAUGGGUAUUCUCGAUGCAUUAUUUACGGUUUCUGUCAGUAGGAUGAUUGUUAGUGUUGUGACAAGGCUUUAUUGAGAUAAAUUCAGUAUGAUGGGUGGUAAUUGAGGGUGCUAGCCCACAGUCUUGUCUUGUGGCCAUUAUUCAUUGAUGAAAUGUUGAUAGUCAACUUUUGUCAAUCCCUUAAUGUCAUCAUCAAGAUAUGAUCAUUUUUU